CGAACCCCCUUUUGAUUGCAGCGUGGUGUCAAUUGGCUAAUUUGCUCUAACAAAAAAAAAAAAAAACACACCCUAGAUCAUGCCACGGGAAGGCGUUUGCUUUCAAACUAGAUUUUUGGGUCGUUAAGUUAAGCGAGGAAAGGUUUCACCAAGGUUCUGAGGCGCCUUUUGUAUUUUAGAACUAUGCAACUGGAACAUUGCCUCUCUCCCUCUAUCAUGCUCUCUAAGAAAUUUCUGAAUGUGAGCAGUAGUUACCCAAACUCGGGCGGAUCUGAGCUUGCUUUACAGGAUCAUCCUAUUAUCUCCACCACUGACAACCUGGAGAGAGGUUCACCUAUGAAAAAAAAUUCCAGGGGGAUGACGAAUCAAUCAGAGGCAGACAAUUUUCCUCACUCCAAGGACGCACCGGGGGACGUCCAGAGAAGCAAACUAUCUCCUGUUCUGGAUGGGGUCUCUGAAAUCCGUCACAAUUUCGAUGGAUCUGCUGCAGAAAGGUAUUUUCUGUCUCAAUCCAGCCAAGCCCAGCCAGCCUCCGCUGCUCCCAGUGCUAUGUUUCCUUAUCCGAGCCAACAUGGACCAACUCACCCAGCCUUUUCUAUCGGAAGCCCGAGCAGGUACAUGGCUCAUCAUCCAGUGAUUACCAAUGGAGCGUACAACACCCUUCUCUCCAACACCUCUCCACAAGGCUACCCAACUGCAGGGUACCCGUACGCUCAGCAGUAUGGGCAUUCCUACCAAGGAGGACCUUUCUACCAAUUCUCUUCUGCACAGCCGGGGUUGGUCCCUGGCAAGGCUCAGGUCUAUUUGUGCAACAGGGCGCUUUGGCUUAAGUUUCAUAGGCACCAAACAGAAAUGAUCAUCACCAAACAAGGAAGACGGAUGUUUCCCUUUUUAAGUUUUAAUAUAUCUGGUCUGGACCCGACGGCGCAUUAUAAUAUUUUUGUUGACGUAAUUCUGGCCGAUCCCAACCACUGGAGAUUCCAAGGAGGAAAAUGGGUUCCGUGUGGCAAAGCGGACACAAAUGUGCAAGGAAACCGAGUUUAUAUGCACCCCGACUCUCCUAAUACUGGUGCGCACUGGAUGCGCCAGGAAAUCUCAUUUGGGAAACUAAAACUAACAAACAAUAAAGGCGCUUCAAAUAACACCGGCCAGAUGGUGGUUCUGCAGUCGCUUCACAAAUAUCAGCCCAGGUUACACGUAGUGGAAGUGAACGAGGAUGGGAGUGAAGACAGCAGCCAGCCCGGCCGAGUGCAAACCUUCACCUUCCCUGAAACACAGUUUAUUGCUGUUACAGCAUAUCAGAAUACAGAUAUCACACAACUGAAAAUAGACCACAAUCCGUUCGCAAAAGGAUUUCGCGACAAUUACGAUACGAUUUACACUGGCUGUGAUAUUGACAGGCUUACGCCAUCGCCUGGUGACUCUCCACUCUCUCAGAUCGUGCCUGGUGCAAGAUAUGCCAUGCCUGGCUCUUUCCUGCAGGACCAGUUUGUCAGCAGCUAUGCCAAAUCCCGCUUCCACCCUGGAGCUGGGGCUGGUCCGGGCACGGACCGCAGCGUUCCUCACACCAACGGCUUGUUAUCCCCACAGCAAGGAGAGGAGACAGCUGCCUCCACACAGCGUUGGUUUGUCACCCCUGCCAACAACCGCCUCGAUUUUACAGCUUCGGCCUACGAUGCUGCCGCUGCUGCAGACUUUGCAGGCAAUGCAGCCACCCUGCUGUCCUACGCAGCGGCUGGAGUUAAGGCUCUCCCUUUGCAAGCUGCAGGCUGCUCAGGUAGACCCCUGGGAUAUUACACAGACCCCUCGGGGUGGGGGCCCCGCACUCCACCACAAUACUGCAGCAAACCCAGCUCUGUGCUCUCCUGCUGGCCUGCUAACACUGCUAGCAGCAGGACUGCUGCCUCCAGUGUCUACCUAGGAGAGGACGGAGAAGGCCUGACUACAGAGAGAUCUCCACUAGGGGGGUCUGAAGAACCGAAACCAAAAGAUCUUUCAGAAUCCAGUUGGAUCGAGACGCCCUCUUCGAUCAAAUCCAUAGAUUCCAGCGAUUCUGGGAUUUUUGAGCAGGCAAAGAGAAGACGGAUCUCUCCUUCAGGCACGCCAGUUUCUGAGACGGCCUCUCCGCUGAAAAGCGAAAUAAUGACACCAAGGGAUUGUGAGAAGAACUGUGCAAAGGACAUUGGUUACUAUAGUUUCUAUUCACACAGCUAGGUCUGAAAUAAUGACCACAGCCAACAGGAAAGAUUACAUCAGGUCAUUCACUCUUAUAUAUAUUUCUUUGGUCUCAAUUCGGGGUAUGCAUAGUAUAGCUGAUGUCAGAGUAUUGGUUGAAAUCUGAUUGUAAUCAGGAAAUGUUUAAUAUAAGCGUAUUUAUUAUGUUUCACUAUGUUUGCAUUGAAAAGAUUGAAAUGUUUUUAAGAAUUAUUUGCAAAGCCCAAUGUGCUUUUCUUUCCAUCCAUCUCUUUCCUUUUUUUUUUUUAUUAUGCACCAUUAAUAUUCAUUACCUUGCACACACUUUAAAGAAUGUGCCUGAAAUCUUGGGAUCAAACACAUUAUUUUAUCUCCUCAAGACCUUCCUUGGAGAUAUUUUGAUCUGUUACCCCACACCCACAUAAGGGUAACACAGCACAAUACUAAAUCUUUUUGAAUCUGCAUUAUCGACAACAGACAUGAGCUUAUUUUCCUCUCUUGUUUCAGGUUGUCAUUUCUUGAAGUGCCAAACAAUGCAAUUCCAUAGUACAAAGUAUGGUGCCAAAAUGUACUGACCUGCAGAGAGAUGUGACUUUUCUGAUUUUGGACAUGCAAUCGAUGCACUUCAAUCUCUGUAUUAAUUUAAACAUAUGGAGGAAUUUUAUUUUAUAAAUCGUACAUGGUAGUUUGUUUUAAAUUCUGGGACCUAAAAUGCUGAUGUGUACCAUGGGGGAUUUAAAAUGAAAACCCUGACGUUCAAUUUAAUGGGAAUAGAAGAUACAUUUUGUAAAUCACUGUAAUUAGAGACACAUUACUGAUGUACAGAGAUGUGUAGAUGUUUGUGCUUGUGAGUCGGGUGUUAUGGUAAAUGUGUAUAGAGUUGGACUAUAUUUCUUGUCUUGCAUUUUGACAUUUCAAAAUGUGUAUGAAAAAAAUGGGGUCUUCUCAUUUCUCCUUUCCAAUACUGUAAAGUAUUUGCAUUAUUGUAGACUGUGUUGAUUUGUCUAGUAAAACAAAGCAAAAGUGAACAAAAUACUUUUCUUAGUAGAAAAUAUAGUCUAGAUUUAAGAAAUCUAGCUUUAUUCUAAUUUAAACAGUUUUCAUCGUGAUUUGAUGUUUUCUUUUCUAAAUAGUGUUGCAGGUUUGUCUUGGUCUUCAGCUUGCAAGGGGCCAGGAGAAGUGUGUAUGUCACAGUUGUUCUUAACUGCUGUACAUUUAUUUGUCAGUUUUGUAAAAUUGUCUUCAUAGUUUUAUUAAUUUGUCAAAUAUAUAAAUAUGCUGUAAACGUGAUUUGCUUUGUUAUACCCGUUUGUUUAAUCUCAAGGGUAUGUGUAUUAGUAAACUGCUGUAAUGGUGCAAACUUGUACAUUUUUACUGAAUUAAAAAUGCUCAAAACUCUUA
Molecule: messenger RNA, 3594 nt
Organism: Acipenser ruthenus (sterlet)
Lineage: Eukaryota; Metazoa; Chordata; Actinopteri; Acipenseriformes; Acipenseridae
Product: T-box brain protein 1
Exons: 6
Coding region: 184-2214 (676 amino acids)
Biological process (GO): commitment of neuronal cell to specific neuron type in forebrain; regulation of neuron projection development; regulation of transcription by RNA polymerase II
Cellular component (GO): nucleus
Molecular function (GO): DNA-binding transcription factor activity, RNA polymerase II-specific; RNA polymerase II cis-regulatory region sequence-specific DNA binding
Source: RefSeq, a predicted model, not a curated record